Messenger RNA from Vitrella brassicaformis, 6202 nucleotides. The record is from the annotation of a GenBank genome assembly. Lineage: Eukaryota; Vitrellaceae.
CGAAUGGCGGCUGCACGGUGGUGCACACACUUCCUGUGCAUCCUGGCGUCCCUCGUGGCACGUCCUCUGUUUUUUGGCGACGCCGACGGCGCCAGAAGGUCGAUUUUCUAGUCACCUUGUUGCCGGGCGUGUUUGUUGUGUGCUUGGCCCGCCAUGAUGGUCGACGCGCGCAGCCACGCCCUCCCCCCCUCAGCUCGAGGUGUGAGCAAAGGCUCACGUCGGCACGCGCCCCUCCACGCCCACUCCUUCGCCGAGAUGCCCUCGUUCAAGCUGGCCCUCGAGCGUCACGCGUCAUGCGACAGCACCUGCGAGGCCACCAACUGCUUCAGACAGAGCCUGCUGCAGGCUCUGCAGGAGCGUCUCCCUCUCCCCACGGCCACGGUGUCGAUGCCGGCAGUCAGCGAGGGCGACAAGGGGCAGUGGCUGGGCGGGGUGGGUGUUGGUGUUGGUGUGGGUGGGGGCACGGGCACGCCGCCCAAGAUGGUGCAGAGGAACCUGGUCAGCUACCUCAGCCGGCACUCUGACGCGGGACACACACCGAGACGGGCCAUUUCGGCACUCGACUACAUCACCCCACACCGAUCCCUCAGCCUCCUCAUGUACGAGAGCGACAGCGACGAAGACGAGAAAAAGAAGACCACCACCACUGGCACCACCGAGGGUGAUCUGCGGUUCCAGCCCAUCCGGGAGGAGGACAGCCCGGUCAAGAGCGAGGCCGAUGGCGACCUGCAGGUACCCCUCUUGCCAUGCCAGAGCAGCACGGCCAACGCCAGCACGGGGAGCGGCGAUGCGGGGUCGCCUCGCGUCUUGUCGCCCUCACUCUCGCCAUCGGCUGAGGGGCUGGGUGGUGACAGCGCCGCCACGUCGCCCCCCUACCAGGGCGCCGUCACGCGCGAGCCGUCGUCGGCCAUCUACAUGCGCAGCCAGAGUCUGCCCCCGUUUGUGGGUGCCGUGGUGCCCUGCACCACAACCACCCUCUCGUCGUCCCGUCUGUCCCUCCCCAGCCCCCUGACCAUCCCCACCGUGCGGCUGCCAUCCACCGUUCCCUCACCCAAUGACACCAGCAGCAAGACAGCGAGCUCCACACAGCCGACGCCCCCUUCCUGCUCCUCCCCCCCUCCCUGCGCCCCCUCCCCCGCCCCCAGCUCACAGGCGACUCAGAUCGAGCCGCCCAGCGACGCUCGUGACCGCCGCGACGAGUCCCGUGACAACACCAAGCUGAUGCUGCCCGACGCCAUCCUCCGUGAGCACCGCUACGGCCGGGUGCUGUCGCCGUGUGUUCGCGACAGCUCCACCGAUGCGAGCGACGACCGGCAGAGCGGCGGGCAGACGGACGAUAGCGGCAGUAAGGACGACGGGGCGGCGGGGAUGGGCGGAGGGCUGGGGCUGUGUAUCCCGGGCCUCGUCAACCGGCGGUCCGGCGACGCUGCCAACGGCGAGAUGCGCACUCCAAUGGCAUUCCUCCAGUGGUGAGAUCUGACGCACGCACAGGACAGGAAGGGGUAUACUCUUCCUCCAGCAGCUGACGAGUGUUUCUCCGUGUUCGUUUCGUUUGUGGAACAACCAACAGGGCUCCAGCUGAGUUGCCGCCCGAUGACUGCAAGGAGUCGACACCGAAAAUCAAAUGGAAGGACCCGCUCAUAGAGGUACGUACGCCAGGCAGACUCAGACAGACAGACAGACAGACAGACAGAGGGGAAUGAUGACUGACACACAUACACGUGUGGUUCCUGUGUUUGUGGCCACCCAGGUUCACGAGUACCCUGCCGAGUAUGACUGCUACGACCGGCACGACAGUCUGGAGAAGGAGCUGUUUGAGCAGGCCCUGCGGCUCGACAUGAUCGACGGCAUGCCGCCCACCAACUCACCCAGACGCAUUAGCCCACGGUACGGCGCACACACACACACACGCACGCACACACACACGGGCCAUGCACAGGCCAGGCCUAUCAUAUGUGUGUAUGUGUGUGUGGAUGGGUGUCAGGAGUUACGCCGAGAAGGACAAGGAGGGAUACGCGCUGCGCCGCAACAGCUCGUCGUCCCUCUCACCCACCACUCCCGCCAAGCUCCCAAAAGACAGCACCAACACACAAGAGGGAGGCGGCCAACAGGCAGACCACGGUGCCGCAGACGAGGCCGACGAGGAGGACACGGACUCAUCGGAGGAUUCGACCGACCUCAGCAACAUCAUCUCCACCCUCUCCCGCACCCGCAACUCCAUCCAGCAGCUCGACCCGCUCAGACGCAUCUCGCUCAGCGCCCCACGGGCCCUCCACCCCGUCACGCCCACACUCAAGCGCGUCAGCGACGGGGCCAGCGGCAGGGGCGACGAGACGCGUCGCAGCAAGACACCUGUGAUGGGGUUCGGUGCCUUUGUCGAGGACGAGACGUCACCCACAGGCCGGCGGUCGGGGGCUCAUGAGGGCGACAGCAGUGGCGAGAACAAACGGGCCAGCUACGAGAGGGGCGGGUCGGGCGUGAGCAGCCUGGAGAGCGACAGCGACAAGGAGGGGGAAGACAGCAGUGCAGCGGCAGCGGCGGGCAGGAAGAAGGACAGCUCAUCGCCAUUGGCAAGGGGUGGGGGUAUCGCUUACGAGAGGGGUGCGUCUGGUGUGAGCUCUCUGGAGUCAGACAGCGACAAGGAGGGAGAGGGACCUCCCCCUGCAUGCUCGCGCGAGCGGCGGGGGUCGGGCCCCAUCUCCAUCGAGUCGGACGACGACAAGUGACUAUAGCACGGGACGGACAGGCAUGCGGGCAUUUUAAGCAUGUCUGAGUCUGUCUGUCGUUGUGAGGGAGUCAGGGAGGGAGGGAGGGGGUGGGGGUGGGGCUGGUGCGGGUGGUCAAUCAGUGGUGUAUAUAGCCGACCGAGACAUGGUGUGGUGUGGUGUGGUGUGUACUAGCGAAGGUGUAAGGGAGGAUGGCUGGAUGGCUGUUUGUUUGUCUGUUUGUGGUGUGUGCAUAACAAACAUACGCACACACACACACACACACACAUUCUCGGAGCGCGGUAGCUUGUGUGUCUCUGUGUGUGUGUAUGUCUGUUUGUCGGUUGGUGGGUCCUGUAUGCCUAUGAUUGAUCGAUCUAUUGCGGCCUGAGGAGCGUCGUGCUGUGUUGUGUGGACCGAUGUCGAUUUUUCCGAGACGUAUCUACUUGCUUGCUGGCUUGCUUGCUUAUUAUACUGCCUGAAUGCAUGUGUAUGGCUGAUAUAUGCGAUGCGUCCAUAUCUAUCUAUCCAUCCACAUGAUGUGUCCGUCCAUCUUGGUGUGUGCUGUGCAAUGUCGUGCCUGCUCGCCUUGCUCUUGGUAGCCAGCCCCACUUGGCGUGCUGCUCAGGUCUCACAGGUAAAAGCUCUUCCACCACUCACUCUCUCUCUCUCUCUGUCUCUCUCUCUCUCGGUGUCGGCCCUUGCUCACUCUCUCCCUCUCGGUGUCGUGCUGGUCUCUCGGCCGUUUGUCGUUGGCUCUAGGGCGUGGCGUGUGCGCGUGGUGUUCGUGUGCUUGCUGGCGCAGUGGAUGGACCUCUGUUUUGCUCUUCGGAGGACUUUUGUUGCAUUCAUGAGACUCAAUCGCUUGCUCACUCACUAACUCACUCACUCACCCACUAACUCACUCACUGACUCACUGACGCACUGGUGCAUCCAUUCACUCACCAUUAUUCAACCGAUUUACUGGAUCGGCUCGGUCUUUGGUAGCUAUAGCUUGCCCGACACACACGCGAUCUGACACACACACAUACACACAGACAGACAGACAGACAGACAACCUGGCUGGCUAAUGCUUGUACCAAUUGAGAGAGGCACACAGACAGACAGGGAGGGAGGGCGGCAGACCGGCAUAGCUGCAACUUGAGGGAGAGCGAGCAGACUGGAGAUUGGUUAGGUAGGUAGGUACAUGCAUUGUUAUGUGCAGAAGCCACCCAUGUAUGUACCUCUGACGUACAUACGUAUUGUGUACGCGUGCAUGUGUGUGCGUGUGUGUGUGUGUUGCCGUUGCGCUGCGUUUUGUAAGUGCGCCAUCUCAUGCUGUGGUGCCGUGUCGUCUCAUGCUGUACGUGCCCAUGCCGUGCCACCCACCACCCGCCCACCCAUUGGUGUCCUGUGUGUGUGUGCUGGUGUGUUUUGUGGUUCUUUUGCAGUCAAUGUUUGUCCGUCUUUCUCUCUCUCUCUCUCUCUCUGCAUAUGUGUGUGUGUGUGUGUGUGUACAGCUAGCUAAUGUGACCUGCAUGCGCCCGCUUGUGUGUGUUGUGCGGGCUCAGCAAGCGACAGCCAGGACACAAUGAUGGUGGUGGUGGUGGUAGUGAAUGGAGGACAGGGCAACCUGGUAUGUAAGGAGACUCACUCACUCAUGGACAGACAGACAGACAGACAGACGGCACGAGUAGAAACGUCGAUUGGUCGCCUACACACACGCACCGACAUCCGUAUUGUGACAAGCGCCUCGUGCUACGUCCAUCCAUGGCCUGGUUGUUCUGUUUGCGCACAUUGAGCUGGAAAUUUGCCGUCUGCUCGGCUGAAUCUGCGGCUCGGUGUGGCUGAGAGAAUACACAGGUCAUGAAUGAUGACAUACACGACACGACGAGGCGAGUAUAACUGACUGACUGACUGACUGACUAUCUGUCUGGGGGGAGCUUUCCCUCGAGAAGCCGGGCGUUUCGUGUCUGUGAAAUCUGGGUGUGCAGCGGGGCGGAUAACACCAAGGGCAGCAGCGAGCACCUGUUUGUCCGUUGUGUUCUCCAUCUGCGGCGCACCCAGACAUCUGCAGACAGAGACUGCCUGGCACAUGGUGCGAGUGCGUAUGGGUGCACAUAUAUAUACGGGCCUUCCACAACAAUGGCCGUGGUAGCCUGACUGACUGACUGACUGACUGUUUUUGUGUGUGGAUGGAAGAUGGAGUGUUGUGGCUGUUGCGUGCCUGUCUGUGUGUCUGUCGAUCUCUCUACGGACGAUACUUUAUUGGUCUGGAUGGCUGGCUGGCUAGGUGCUUGGUUGGGUGGUUGGGUGGAUGCUGGUGCCCGCAUGUGGGCUGUUUGUGGACGGUGUGCUGAGGUGUGGUGUCGUGUGCUAUGGUGUGCAUUCAUCUAUCUACCUAUCCAUCGCCUGUUGCUUCCCUACUUGCUCUCUCUGUGUCCCUGCAUCUCAUCUGUCUUGUGUGUGUGUGUGUAGGUAGGUAGGGUUUAUGAGCCUAUAUUGGUCUGUCCGUGCGUGUGUCAGGUUGAUUGGUUGAUUGCAUUGGAUUGGAUUGCAUCCGGGGGAAGGAUGAUCGAUAUCGAUGUGUACACAUAGAUGCGUACAUACAUGCAUACAUACAUACAUAAUGCAUACCUGCAUAUACACACUGACUAAUGUAUACGUAUACGUGGUGUGCAUGUCACUGCCUGCCUGCCUGCCUACUGCUAGCGGCGCAGAUCAGAUCAUGCGAUGCGAUCGAUGGCGCCUGUUUUUGAGACUACACUGGCUCACUCACUCACUCACUUACACACUGACUCCCGCAACGAAUGCGACGAAUGCGAUCGAUGCUUUGAUAACGAUGUGACCCGAAGACACACACACACACACACACGAUCGCGAUCGGUCCCCCAGAACAUCCAUGUAUCUGUCUCCCCGCCUUCCGGUGCGUCUUAUCUGUUCACGCGUGUGUGUCCAUGUGUGUGUGUGUGUGUGUGUGCGUUGCGGCGCUGGGCUGGCUUGCUGGUGGCCGGCUCGGUGGCGCUGCUGUGAAUUAAGUCAUGGUGUGCUUGGGGUCUGCCUGCCUCUGUGCGCGUGUGUAUGUGUGUGUGUGCGUGUGCAUAGAUACAUGAUACAUCUGUGGUCCGCCUCGCCUCGCCUUCAGGCGUGUGCAGAGCGCAUUACUGAGCUUGUCCAUCCACCGACCGGCCGACCGCAUCAUGCACGCAAUCACAUUGGUUGUUGUUUGCUCCCGUAUGGCUCACUCACUCAGUGCCUGCCUGCCUGCCUGUGUGCAUGUCCUGUGCCGUGUCUCUCUGUGUGUCUGUGUGUGUACAGAAGGUCGUCUUCACACAUUGUGCGAUGUACCGUGACCACUCACUCUUCCUGGCUGUCUGUCUGCGUGUCGUUGACAUCUCUUCUAGUGCAUGCAAUGCAUGGAUGGAUGGAUGCUGCUGCUGCUGCUCAUCUGUAUGAUGCCACGGACAGGACACACACACACAGCGGUGUCCAUCCAUCACUCUAAACCAUCGUUCGAU